UUGACAGCCAAGGACGGAGUUGUAUGUGUCAAACUCACUCAAUCCACUAGACUAAUAAAGAGAUACCGAUAUCGACAUAAUGUGACCCUGUUGGCGCCCAAAACUGUCUGCCUGUUUACAUCAUCUGCAUCUAGCUAGCUAGUACGAUUGGAAUUCAAAAAUCUAGAACUAUCAGUCGAAGAGAAAUUUGGAGGCAUUCAGCUCACAAAAUCAAGUCGAAGCCGGUGUGAACGAACAAAGCAAGAAGAUCUAGCUAACCAGCUCGAGAGUAAUAAAGUGGUAUCCAAACAUCCAAGCUAUAAGCACACAAAAACCAACAACAACAAAAUGAACCAACCAUAUCAACUUGACUGGGCCAAUGCAGCUUCCGGAAAACGAGUUUCUGCAACAAAACGCCGUGUUCGCUUCCGCUUUGGCUUUUCCAACCCUAAAGCUGUCGCUCAGGGCCGCACUGGUGUCGAAUGCCGCGGUGAAGAACACGAGGUUGGCCUUGUUUGGAGUCUUACAAGCGGAAAGCGUGUGGUUGCCUUUGACGGCAAGGAAGUCCACUUUUCGCUUGGAAAGCGUGGAGAAACCAAGUUUGAAGCGACUUGGCCCAUGGAUGGUGGGCACAUCUUGAAGAUCGUUGCUCAUGCCACACCUCCCCUGCGUUCCUCGCCAGGUUUCAAGCAGUUUGACCUGCUUCUGGAUGGCAUGUCCUUCUUUGACAUGCCCAGCGUAUACGAGCUGGGUGCCCACAACCCCCGACGUGUUGCAUUCGCCGUCUCUCCGUCGGCACAUCAGCAUGCCGUCUCGCAUCACUACAAUCAGCCCAAUCCAGGGUCGGAACGCUUUGCCAGCAGAAUGAGCCACUUUGAAGAUGCUCACUCGAUGAACAGCGGCAGCUUUUCCUCCUUGGAACCCGUCCAGGCUAACGGAUUUUCCGGUCCUGCCCGUCGCAAUACCUUGGACCCAGUUCCUGCUGGGCGUCAUGCUCCUGUGGUUGUGGUGCCUCCUGAGGAUGUGUUGUCGGAGAUUCCGCGAGGAACGGAUUUGUUGGCGGUGCCUGCUGCUGCAAGCAAUGUUCCCGAUGAAUUCACUCCUGUGGUCGUCCAGGCUGCGUCUCCUACCUUUCAGGAUGUAUCCAAUCAGAUUCUGAGUGCCUAUGGUCCCCCGGCAACCUCCACGGGCCCUCCGACGUUGGCCUAUGAGCCUCAUACUCAUUACCAGCCUGCCCCACAGCAGCAGCUGCAGCAGUACCCUGCAAGUGUCCCCAGCUCUACCCAGCAUCAGUACUAUGGUGCUGCCUUGGUCUCGCCGGAUGCCUCUAUGGCUUCUGCUAACAGCGGCUUUCAAGUGCCUCAGCAGCGGGAAAUGGUGGUCAAUGAAAAGCCUGUGGAAUCGCCAACCCCCAACCAGACUAUUGCCCCUACCAUGACUAUGAUGAAACCAUUGGAGCUUGCGGAGCUUCGCGACUCACCGCCUCCUAUCGGUGCAAUGGAUCAAGCAGUGCACAACCUGGUCAAUCUACAUGAUCUCAUGGAAAUCAAAGCCACUCCUGAGCAGAUCAAGACAAAGCGUCAGAAAGAGUUGAUGGUCAAGAAGGAGCACAAGUCCCGUCCCAAGCCCCCUGCAAUCAAUGACUAUCAUGUGGGCAGCAAUGCUUCAUUGGCGGAUAUUAAGCAGCACAAAAAGCCCAGUGCUCCACCCGCAAAGGAGGUCAUGAAGAUGCAUGCAUUUGAUCCCGCUGCCGCCCAAGCGGGAAUGAUGGUGGUCUACGGACAGCCUCAGCAAGCACCACCAAGUAUCCCCGCAGCAACAGGGUUUGGUGCCGGUGCUUACAAUGGUGGCUACCGCUAUGCUGCUCAUGUCCGCGCAGGAUACUAAAUUGAACGGGAGCUUGAGAGAGAAAAUGAAGAGGGGCCCAGCCCAGUACAGUUUCCUCGUGCGCCAUAAGAUUGUUUGCUAUUGAGCUUUGUUGCAAAUUAAGAUGCAUUUUAAAACAAAAAUUAUAAGAAAUAAAUAACCGAUUGAAACGAAGAUGCA
This is a messenger RNA of Seminavis robusta, 2025 nucleotides long. The record is from the annotation of a GenBank genome assembly. NCBI's taxonomy places the organism in Eukaryota, Bacillariophyta, Bacillariophyceae, Naviculales, Naviculaceae.